AUGAAUAAUCUUUCAUUUAGUGAGCUAUGUUGCCUCUGCUGCUGUCCACCUUGUCCAGGGAAAAUUGCUUCAAAAUUAGCAUUUUUGCCACCUGACCCAACUUACACACUGAUGUGUGAUGAAAGUGGAAGCCGCUGGACGUUACGCCUAUCAGAACGAGCAGACUGGCAAUAUUCUUCCAGAGAAAAAGAUGCUAUUGAGUGUUUCACGACUAGAACCAGUAAAGGCAACAGAAUUGCCUGCAUGUUUGUGCGUUGCUCACCCAAUGCCAAAUACACUUCACUCUUUUCACACGGAAAUGCUGUUGAUCUUGGUCAGAUGAGUGGCUUUUACGUAGGACUGGGAUCACGGAUUAAUUGUAAUAUAUUCUCAUAUGAUUAUUCUGGAUAUGGUGCAAGUUCUGGGAAACCAACAGAGAAGAACCUCUAUGCAGACAUAGAAGCUUCUUGACUUGCUCUUAGGACAAGAUAUGGCAUUCGCCCUGAAAAUGUGAUUAUAUAUGGCCAUAUAUAUAUAUAUGUGAUUAUAUAUGGCCAUAUAUAUAUAUAUGGCCAAAGUAUAGGGACAGUACCAUCUGUGGAUCUCGCUGCUUGGUAUGAGAGCUCUGCUGUUAUUCUUCAUUCUCCUUUGACCUCAGGAAUGUCAGUCGCUUUUCCUGAAACCAAGAAGACCUACUGUUUUGAUGCAUUCCCAAACAUCGACAAAAUCUCUAAGAUUACCUCUCCAGUAUUAAUAAUUCAUGGGACUGGAGAUGAAGUCAUUGACUUUUCACAUGACCUCGCAUUGUUUGAGCGUCGCCAAAGACCUGUGGAGCCUCUGUGGGUUGAAGGGGCAGGUCACAAUGAUGUGGAACUUUAUGGACAGUAUCUUGAAAGAUUGAAACAGUUUGUGUCACAGGAACUGGUAAAUUUGUAAAAUAUUCUGAAGAUUUGCAUACUGGGGUUUCUUUCUUGCUGAA
Molecule: messenger RNA, 958 nt
Organism: Lagenorhynchus albirostris (white-beaked dolphin)
Lineage: Eukaryota; Metazoa; Chordata; Mammalia; Artiodactyla; Delphinidae
Product: alpha/beta hydrolase domain-containing protein 17B-like
Exons: 1
Biological process (GO): protein depalmitoylation
Cellular component (GO): endosome membrane; plasma membrane
Molecular function (GO): palmitoyl-(protein) hydrolase activity
Source: RefSeq, a predicted model, not a curated record